UAAACGGGGGAAAAAAGUUUGUCAGUCUGCUUCGAUUUUCCAGGCGGUUUGGUUGGAGAACGGAGGCCUGUGUCGACCGAGGCUCCGCCGGAUGCGACCGAUCCCGAGGACCCCUUGGACGUUGGAAAGACUCCUGUCUUCGUUUCUGAUUUCUCUCUACUGUUUAUCGAUGACGAAAAACGCUCGAUAGAACCGACGCUUAGGAUCUCUUUAUCCCUCUUCUCGCGGGGUCAUUUCACCGGACGAGGAUUAUCGUUUGACGAGUGCUAUCAUCCACAGACUUCCGUGCCCUUUUACCAAUCAUGGCGACGUUGAUAAGACGCAUCUACGAGGCGUACUGUUACGUGAACGACGAACUCUCAGAUCGUAGGACCCAGGACUUCUUCCUCAUCGGUUCACCAUGGGCCUGCCUUGGCAUAAUAGGCUUCUACUUGUACUUCGUACAGGAUCUAGGGCCCACGCUCAUGGAGAAGAGGAAACCCUUCGAACUGAAGAGGAUCAUGCAGAUAUACAACCUCGUUCAGAUCAUGUGUUGCUCGUACGUGCUAUACAAGGCGUUGAUCAUGAUAUGGAUAAUCAAGUACAACAUAGUCUGCGAGCCAGUCGAUUACUCCUACACGCCAAACGCGAUCGAGGUAUCCAGGACGGUGUGGUUAUACUUCAUAAUUAAGAUCUUCGACCUCCUGGACACGGUGUUCUUCGUUCUGCGAAAGAAACAGAACCAGGUCUCGUUCCUACACGUCUAUCACCACUCGGGGAUGGUUUUCGGUACCUGGGCGACCACCAAAUUUAUGGCUGGAGGACACCACAUAUUCUUAGGUACGCUGAACUGUUUCGUCCACGUGAUAAUGUACAGCUACUACCUGGCGACGUCCAUGGGGAUAGGGAAGCCCUGGUGGAAGAAGCACAUCACCCAGCUGCAGUUGGCUCAGUUCUUCCUGUUGCUGAUCCACUACGUGACGCUGGUCGUGGUGGACGACUGUGGAUUCCCGAAAUGGACGUCCGCCGUGCUGAUACCCCAGAAUCUAUUCAUGAUGGUCCUAUUCGGCGAUUUCUACUACAAAACGUACAUCAAGAAACCGAUCUCGAAGGUCUCGCAGAACGGUUUCGCGUCGGAAGGGACGAACGGGAACCUAAAAAGCCAAUUCGAGUGGUGGGGCCAGCGGACGAAGAUCGAGGCUCUGCUCCUAUUAGUGGCUACCUUCGUCGCUGGAUCAUCAGUUUUUGGUUCGCGGUCUCUCUUUCAUCAUCAUCCUCCGCGGAUCGCCCGGAACUGGACAGGGAAGCGACUUCGAUGCGGUAGCGUUCCGAGAACCAAACGAUUCCUGCUGGUGGAGCUAAGUGUUCGUUCUGAAAGCGUGCGUGUGAAAUCCGUCGACAUGGCGAGCCUGAUUCGCCUGGUUGUCAGCAACUACAGGGAAAUGUUGGAGAUCAAUAAAGUAAUUAUGGUGGACACCUGGCCAAUGAUGGCGUCCCCCGGGCCCAUGUUGUGCAUCGUUGGGUCCUACCUGGCCUUUGUAUUGAAAAUUGGACCGAAAAUGAUGGAAAAGAGGCCACCCUUCCAGUUGAACGCCCUGCUGAUCGCUUACAACGCUUUCCAAGUGGCCUUCAGCAUCUGGUUGACUCUCAGGGCAGGGGAGCCAGGCUUGGCGCGGGUGAUGCUAUCGAGCCAAUGCAGCAAUCCUAAUCGAACACCCACGGACAUACAUCUACACACAGCUAUAUCGUCUACAGCCUGGUGGUACUUCAUCGCGAAGAUCACCGAGCUUCUGGACACGGUGUUCUUUGUGCUCCGAAAGAAGCAAAAUCAGGUCACCUUCCUGCACGUGUACCACCACGCGCUCACCGCUGUCUUCUCCUGGUGCUACCUGAAAUUCCUGCCCGGCGAGCAGGGCGCCAUGAUCGGUUUCUUGAAUUCCUUCGUCCAUAUCGUCAUGUACUCGUACUACUUAAUAGCAGCCCUGGGUCCAAACUACAGGAAAUACUUAUGGUGGAAGAAAUACAUGACUUGGAUCCAACUGAUUCAAUUCGUUAUGAUGCUGGGGUACCUGACGAUGACUCUCGCGAUGGACUGCAAGGUCCCCAAAGCGCUCACCUACUUCUUCAUGGCGAACGUGGUGAUCUUCAUCUACCUGUUCAGCGACUUCUACAGGAAGGCGUACAAGAAGAAGAGCGUCUAACGCAUCGACGCGCGUUCUAACGCCAAUGACUUAACGGUCAAAGAGAAAACAGGUGGCAGAGGACAGAAAUGGAAGUCGUAAUGGGGGCACAGUGCGUCGACGUGGACCUGGGAACGUUGCACCGGUGACCAGUGAUCGAAUUUAUGUUUUGGAAACGUACGUGACGUUUCGAAGAUUGCUCUUCCUGUGGAGAAAUUCGCUCCUUAGAAUCUGUAACAGCCUUCUAUCAGCUUUCAAUCGACCUCCACAUUCGUAAAGAAGAAAGAAUCGAGCUUUGAUGAAGCGUUUAACCCCUUGCGCUAUUCUGAAAUUCGGAAGAAGCCGUGCCUAACCCAUACGCCCGAAUGGUCGGAACAAGCCCUAAUAUCGAAACUUGAAACACGAUAUGUCGAUCGACGGAAUAUCGAUAUUUACGAGUUCGACUCGUGAUAUUCAUGUUUUGACAAAAUGUCGAUUACAAGUCAGACACGUGUUAUUCACAUUUGAUGUGAAAUUGAAUAACGAGCUUGACUCGUGAAAAUAGUGCAACGGGUUAAGAAAUAAUUCAGUCAGAAUAACAAGCAGUGCAUAUACGAUUAACUUCCUUGGCUGUCGACGAAUUUAUAAUUUACAGAAUCAUGCACUGCAUUUAUGAAUUUUUCUAUCUUCAGGGACGAAGUUUACAUAAAUUUUUAAUCGAACAGCGAAGAGGUCAAUGAACAAUGCAGGUCGAGGCUGAUCCAGAUUUUCGGGAGUAUCGAUUCUCGAAGUGAUUUUAGGUUGACGUCAGAGAUUCGAAUUCUGGCCCCGUUCGGGGAAAUCGGUUUCACUGUUUCUCGAGACGAAGUAACGGGUUCGUGGAGCGAACUAGGCCAAUAGGUCCACGGUCGAAGGCGUCGUCGGGGAGCGGCUGACAACGGAGCCUUGACCAAGCCCAAAUAGCCCGGGGCACUCGCUUUUGGCUCAAGUGGGCUACGACCCGACGAAGAAAGCGAAGAGGCGGCCGUUCCAUCGCGGAAGUCGCCAUCAGCUACCCAGAGAAACGAGAAACGGUAAUCGCUUUUUCCACGUCGAACGAGCCAGCUCUAAACUAUAACACACCCGUGCAAGUUUGCAAAACCUAAAUUCUGAUUUACGAGAAGUGCAGCUGUGCGGCAGCAAUACAUCGAUCCGGAGAACCGUUAACUGCAAUAAUAUUGCAAAGUCCCGUACGGAGGCUGUAAAGAUUGUCCCCGAGCGACGUUUACGACGUGAAAGUAAUCCUUUUAAUGUGCAACGUGAAAUUUCGACCUGUGGAAUUGAGAAGUAGAUAGACGGUGGUAUCGUGAAUCUUACAAAAUUAUUAUUUAACGCGAAUGAUAUUGGGAAGCGAGUCACUUUGUGCCAAUCGGUCUCGAACUCGAUCGAUCUCGUCGAUCCGCUCGAAAACUCGAACGCCUUCGUCGAUCGCGUGAUUUCUUUGAUUUUUGAGCGAAUCGACGAACAUUUUUUUUUUAUCAAUUCGGUACAUCUGUCACGUUUGACGGUGUUCGAUACGAUUGGGAUCGCUGCCGUCGAUCGUGACACGUGCGAGAAUUUUGCGUAUUUAUAAAGAAUUAACGGGGGUACCAUUAAGAUAUGUAAAU
This is a messenger RNA of Colletes gigas, 3784 nucleotides long. RefSeq lists its product as uncharacterized. Gene Ontology annotation, cellular component: endoplasmic reticulum membrane. Gene Ontology annotation, molecular function: fatty acid elongase activity. The record is from RefSeq and is a predicted model, not a curated record. The coding region runs from base 303 to 2180 and encodes 625 amino acids. The transcript has 12 exons. Gene Ontology annotation, biological process: fatty acid elongation, saturated fatty acid; sphingolipid biosynthetic process; fatty acid elongation, polyunsaturated fatty acid. NCBI's taxonomy places the organism in Eukaryota, Metazoa, Arthropoda, Insecta, Hymenoptera, Colletidae.